Rotaria sordida is the source of this 2259-nucleotide messenger RNA. Lineage: Eukaryota; Metazoa; Rotifera; Eurotatoria; Philodinida; Philodinidae. The record is from the annotation of a GenBank genome assembly.
AUGGCAACAAAUUGUAAUCCACCAAAUGCAUCUUCGUCUCCAUCGUCAUCAUUGCAUUCACCAGGCAUUUUAAAAAAUCUUCGUGCUAAUACAUUAUCAAUUACAUUAAAAUUUGGUUUUUAUCAAACUCGAGUUGAAUAUCCAAUUACUGAUUUAUACAAUUCAAUUAUUGAACGAUUAUAUAAUGAUGCAGAAAAAUGGUUACGUGAAACUGCUAAUAAUAAUAAAAAUGGACAAUUAUCUGGACGUUUUACAAUUUAUCUAUUUCGAAUUUCAACUACAGAAUUUACAAUGGUACCUAUUAUUCAACCAUCAGAUAUUGAACAAAAUUCUUUAAUUGAAAUAAUUCUUGUACCUUUUGAAAUGAAUUUACAUUCUCAUGAUUUAUAUCGAUGUCAAUUAAAUUUACCUACAAAUUGUUCAAAAUGUUCACAUUUUAUUCCUGGUUUAUAUAAACAAGGAUUUCGUUGUCGUAAAUGUCGUAUGACAUAUCAUAGAGAUUGUGUACCAUUCCUACUUGAUGAUUGUUCGGUUCCGACUAAUAGUGAUCAAUCACGAAAAAAAUCUGCUCCAGUUUUACCACAGCUUAUAUUUGCUCGUCCAUUUGCUACUGAUUCAACAUCUUCCACAGAUAGAACAAUGGGUCCUCAUACAACAAUUGUACCUGUUUAUAGAAUGUCAACAAAUUCAUCAAAAGAAAGUAUACAAACUACAAAAUCUGAUGCAAUCAUUGAUAAAGGUAUUUUUCCUGCAUGUAUUCGUGGUGCUAAUUUUUAUCAACGAUAUUUUUUUUGUCUGACAACAAAUACAUUAACAAUAUCAGCAAAUUUAUCAGGUAAUAAUGUUUUACAACAACGAUUAUCUCCAGCAGGUGAUUUAGAAACAACUGUUCCAUUAACUGAUAUAGCUAAUCUCGUUUUGACACAUUUUAUGGCUGAACAAGAUGAUAUUUUCGAAAUUCAUUUACGAAAUAAAGCUAUUAUUAGUGUAGGAAAAAAAUCUGAUUCUCAUGAUUUACAAAUGGAAACAGCUCAAUUCUAUUCAUAUCUUCGAGAUCAACGAGAAGCAUUAAUUAAUACAACACUAUCAUCAUCGAGUAUGGAAUCUAUUCCUGGAACACUAUCAGGAAUAGAUGUAGUUUCAAGUAAAAAACAAGAUAUGGUAUCUCCAUUGAUUCGAACAAAAAGUAUUUUUCGAGGAACACCAUAUGGAAAAGAUAAUGAAGGAAAAGAUUUACAUGAACUUUAUGCGUUUACUAGUAUAACACUUGGAGCAGGUGCAUUUGGACGAGUCAUGGCAGCUUACAGAAAAUCAACACAUCGUGAAGUAGCAAUUAAAAUUAUGGAGAGAGAUAAUUGUAGUGAACAAGAUAUUCGACGAAUAAAUGAAGAAAUUAGCAAUCUCUAUAGAUUCAACCAUGCUAAUAUUCUUAAACUAGAAGCUCAUUUUGAACGUGAUGAUGCUGUUUAUCUGGUUACUGAACGUAUGGAAACAGAUUUAUGUAGUUAUAUAACUAGUUCAGAAAAUGGUUAUCUUGAUGAAGAUAUAUGUCGAAUGCUUACUUAUCAAGUUAUUGUUGCAUUGAGAUAUCUUCAUGCAAAUAAUUGUGGUCAUCUUGAUGUUAAAUGUGAUAAUAUUCUAUUAACACGUCUUCAACCAAUACCAUCGAGUAUCAAAAAAUCAUCUAAUCAAGGAGAAAAUUCUAAUCAAGAUUUUCCUCUAAUUAAAUUAGCUGAUUUUGGUUAUUCGAGAAUUAUUGGUGAACAUUCAUUUCGUAAGACACAUGUUGGCACGAGAGUUUAUAAUGCACCUGAGAUUUAUCAUAGUAAAGAAGGUUAUAAUCGAUUAGCUGAUAUGUGGAGUGUAGGUAUUGUUCUAUAUGCUGCAUUGUCUGGUACAUUACCAUUCGAAGAAAAAGAUUAUCAACGUACUGAAGAAAUUUUUCGUGAUAAAAGUAAACUUUUUACUGGUCGACGUUGGAAAAAUGUAUCGAAAGAUGCAAUUGAUCUUAUAUCAAAUCAACUAUUAGUUGUACAACCAAUUUCACGUAUUAAAUCGAAUGACGCUCUCUUUCAUACUUGGUUUACUGAUUUUGUUUUAUAUCAAAAUUUACGUGAAAUUGAAAAACGAACAAAACAUUUAAUGAUAUCACAAAAAGAAGAACCUCCAUCACCAUCAACUUGGCUUACGGGUGAACGUGAAGACCUUGUAUGGAUAGAAUAUCAGGCUUUAUAUACAGAAUCAAGGAGAAAAAAGUAA